Messenger RNA from Penaeus monodon (black tiger shrimp), 1216 nucleotides. RefSeq lists its product as uncharacterized. Lineage: Eukaryota; Metazoa; Arthropoda; Malacostraca; Decapoda; Penaeidae. Bases 210 to 1085 code for a protein of 291 amino acids. The record is from RefSeq and is a predicted model, not a curated record. The transcript has 3 exons.
GACCAUUAAACAUUUGUAGUUGGGCUAUAAUUUUCCCCUUGUUCCUGUUUGUCUCUCUAUAUUAAAGUACAAGCUCGUAUAUUUGACAUUUUAUAUAAAAAGAAUUCUCUAUAUUACAGUACAAGCUCAUAUAUUUGACAAUUUAAACUACAAAAACGACAAGUGUGGCUCUCGCUUGAGCUUCGACCCCGAACCUUUCGGCCGCAGGAAUGGCCUUCGUCUGGAGCCCCGGCCUCACUAAGUCCCUCCUGGAGAAGAUCAGGGCCCGGGAGGUGCUGUGGGACACCAGCCACCGCUUCUUCACCAAAAAGAAGCUGAGGAGGAGCUGCUUUGACCAAGUGUGCCAGGAGCUGAAGUCCGAGCACGAGCAUCUCCAUGCACUCACAACAGAUGAUGUUGUCCAGAGAUUCCAGUAUCUUCGAGGCCACUUUCAAAAGUUGUUGAGGAAAAUAAAGAAUUCAUCAAAUGAUUCAGGAGGCCAAACACCAGCUAAAUGGGAGUUUUUCAAUUCCUGUUUAUUUAUGCAACCAAUCUAUGAUAAUGGUCAAAGUCAAUCAAGUUUUACACACUCAGAUGACUUAAUGGAAAUACCCUGUAAUGGAGUAGUUGUAUAUGAAGGCUUACUGGAGAAAGAUAUGACAGGCAAUGAUGACAGGACGUUCUCAUCCCCUUCAUCAUCAUUGUCAUCUCCUUCACCUCUACCUGAUCUCCCCGAAGAUAGCAAAGCAUCAGCAUUCCACAAACCCUCAGCAUCAUCCACUCCCUCACCCCUGCCCGAUCUUCCGGAAACCCAGCCAGAGGCAAGAAAUUUGAAGAGGAAAAGGACCUGGCAUGAGAUGGAGGAAAAUUUAAUGGAAUCCAUCAACUGCGUGAAGGAGGCAUGGUCAUCACAGAACCAGAGACAGGUGCAGAGAAAGCCGUUCCGUUAUGAUAUGGCCACAGAGGCUGUGAUGUCCUGUGUGGAAUUCCUCUCUCCUCAUAAGGAUCUCAAAAUGGAAUUUAUAGUGGAAGUGAUGUCACUUGUUAAUAGAACAGUACAAAAAGUUCAGGAAAGAGAGAACAGAUGUCUCCAUAAGAAUAAUUGAGUCCUUUGAGCUAGUUGUAACUUUUGUUGUAUUGUGCAUAUACUGUGAUAUUUGAUUAACAUAUUAGAUGUAGUCAGAAUGAAAUAAGAGAUUUAUGAGCAUAGUUUUCAUAUAAAAAAUUCUUCUUCACA